Molecule: messenger RNA, 669 nt
Organism: Opisthorchis viverrini
Lineage: Eukaryota; Metazoa; Platyhelminthes; Trematoda; Opisthorchiida; Opisthorchiidae
Exons: 2
Coding region: 1-669 (222 amino acids)
Source: RefSeq, a predicted model, not a curated record
AUGUCCACCACCGACGCUCUGCUGUCGCGAAAGCAUAAUUUAUUUGAAAGCCAUAUCGUGGAAAUGAAGAAUACAAGUGGAAGAGGAUGGGACUUAGCACUAGCCUACCACAAUCGUUCUCAUGUGCCUACACCUCCGGGCACUUAUACAAACACUGGAGAGAAACUGACUGCUAGAACACCACUAAUAUCGAUUGGCAGACAGAUAAAAUGGGCAUCACGUGGUCCUCAUCCAAGAAGAUUCUGGAACAGAGACACUGCUCCCAGCAACCAACACUGGUUGUUUCUUGGCCGGAAAGCUGCCUUUGACUCUGUGGACCGCCAAGCAUUAUGGCAGUGUCUGUGGAGCAAAAGUGUCUCUUAUAAAUUCUUGACGCUGAACGCCAACUCCCGCAGCCGUGUAAACGUCUACGGGAAGCUCUCGCCUGAGUUCACCACAUCAAGUGGUGUCCGACAGGGUUGUCCUCUUUCACCUCUCCUCUUCAACUUCGUCAUUGAUACGAUCACGGAAGACUCACUAUCAGCCUCUAAUGCCUAUGGAGUCGAAGUGUUCCCUGGGCCUCCGCUCACAGACAUCGAGUACGCAGACGACAUAGCUCUUCUGGGGUCUGAUCCCGUGGCAAUGCAAGCAAUAUUAAAUGGUCUAAAUAAUUCUGCCUCGCGGUUCUAA